Eucalyptus grandis is the source of this 2041-nucleotide messenger RNA. RefSeq names its product isochorismate synthase, chloroplastic. Gene Ontology annotation, biological process: phylloquinone biosynthetic process. Gene Ontology annotation, molecular function: isochorismate synthase activity. Gene Ontology annotation, cellular component: plastid. NCBI's taxonomy places the organism in Eukaryota, Viridiplantae, Streptophyta, Magnoliopsida, Myrtales, Myrtaceae. The record is from RefSeq and is a predicted model, not a curated record.
GAAUUGCAGAGGUACCGGAGUCCACGCUCGUUGUCCAUGAACGGCUGCGAGGGGGACCCCGCGGCCCCCAUCGGCACCGCCGAGACCCGCAGCUUCCCCGCCGUGGCCACCCCGGGCCUCGCCGCCGACCGCCUUGGCUCCGCCGUCGCCGCCCUCAAGGCGAGCCCGCCGGGCGCCGGCUCCGGCAUUAUCCGCCUCCAGGUGCCGAUCCACGAGAAGAUCGAGGCGAUCGACUGGCUCCACUCCCAGCGGCAGCUCCUCCCCCGCUGCUUCUUCUCCGGCCGGAGCGGCGGCGGCGGCUCCGACUGCUCCCUCGAGCCGCCGCCCGUCGCCGGCGGCAACGGCAACGGCAGCGGCAACGGCAGCGGGCGCCUCCGCCGCCGGGCGGAGCACAGGCUGGUCAGCGUCGCCGGCGUCGGAUCCGCGGUGUUCUUCCGCCGCGUCCGCCCCUUCUCCUACGAGGAUUGGCUGUCCAUCAAAAGGUUCCUCUCUACAAUGCCCUUGAUCCGUGCUUAUGGAGCGAUUCGCUUCGAUGCGAGAUCGAACGUGUCGCCUGAGUGGGAGGCUUUUGGUUCAUUCUAUUUUAUUGUUCCUCAGGUUGAGUUUGAUGAGCUCGAAGAGAGCUCUAUGCUUGCAGCUACUAUUGCAUGGGACGAUGCUCUUUCUUGGACUUGGGAAAAGGCCAUAAAUUCAUUGAAGCUACGAAUUUUGUAGAUAUCGUCACUUGUGAUGAAGUUAAGAAAGGAAGUGCCUAAAGCAUUCAUCUUAAGUAGUAAUCACAUUCCCAGCAAGAACUACUGGGAUCUUGCAGUGAACAGAGCUUUGCAGAUGAUUAAUGGUGAUGACUCUGCCCUCAUUAAGGUUGUGCUAGCACGAAGCAGCAGAUUCCUUACUGCUACAGACAUUGAUCCUAUCACAUGGCUUGCUUGUUUACAGAUUGAAGGGGAAAAUGCUUAUCAGUUUUGUCUUCAGCCGCCUAAUGCUCCAGCAUUCAUUGGAAACACGCCAGAGCAACUAUUUCAUAGAACCUGGCUUAGUAUCAGCAGUGAGGCUUUGGCUGGAACACGUGCUAGAGGUGAAUCAGUGGCUUCGGAUCUCCAAAUAGAACUUGACUUGCUUUCAAGUCCAAAGGACCAUCUGGAAUUUACUAUAGUGCGGGAGAGCAUAAGAAGAAAAUUAGAGGCUGUAUGUAGUGGAGUAGUCGUAGAACCAAGAAAAGCAAUUCGCAAACUUUCUAGAGUUCAGCAUCUACAUGCUGUUCUGGCUGGUACAUUGAGAAGUGAAGAUGAUGAGUAUGACCUUCUGUCUUCUCUCCACCCGAGUCCAGCAGUUUGUGGAUUUCCAACAGAAGAAGCAAGGCUUUUAAUUGCUGAAACUGAGGUAUUUGACCGAGGAAUGUAUGCUGGACCUGUGGGCUGGUUUGGAGGAGGAGAGAGUGAGUUUGCUGUUGGUAUUAGGUCAGCUUUGGUUGGAAAGGGUCUUGGUGCUUUAAUUUAUGCUGGGACCGGGAUAGUGGAAGGAAGUGAUCCAUCUUCCGAAUGGGAUGAACUGGAAAUCAAGAUAUCUCAGUUCAUGAAAUUGCUCAAACUUGAAGUGCCUUCACGACAAGAGUUGAUGACUUAAGGAUAAGCAUACUUAAAGAUGAAGGCGCCUGCAAAGUGCAUGAGUCUGGUUACUAAUGUCACUGGCUCUGCUCAAAUUGCAUCCUUUUCAAUCACAUUUCCAGUUGGACUUCCAGAUUCAGCAAAGAAAGUUCCAUUUGAUGUUAGGUCUUACUUGGAUCUCCAUACAACCACACACACUUUCUGGUGUAUAGUUCCUCUUGGUCACCCAAAUAAGAGACGUAAUCGGCAUUCCAAAUUUAUUCAUUUAGUGUCAAGCAUUUCUUUUGUGCAGAAAACUGAAAUCACAUAAAUGUACAGGCAUGCAGUGUCUGACAUUGUCUUUAUGUAUGCUUAUUCAUUUUUUCAUUCUUAGUUGAUUUCUAGGAGAUGAUUGAAGGAAUAGUAUUACAGCCUUGCAAUCCGGAUUUGGAGGGCAA